Messenger RNA from Fragaria vesca subsp. vesca, 1533 nucleotides. Its product is annotated as patatin group A-3-like. The record is from RefSeq and is a predicted model, not a curated record. The coding region runs from base 116 to 1279 and encodes 387 amino acids. Gene Ontology annotation, molecular function: glycerophospholipase activity; monoacylglycerol lipase activity. NCBI's taxonomy places the organism in Eukaryota, Viridiplantae, Streptophyta, Magnoliopsida, Rosales, Rosaceae. The transcript has 6 exons. Gene Ontology annotation, biological process: lipid metabolic process.
ACCAUCGUACUGCUAAUUUCACAAUCACGUAAAUCAUUUAUCCAAGUCGAUCGUAUCGUUUCUCUGGAAUUAGUUCUAUUGAACUUCAAGCAAAAAAGCUAGGUCUUUAUUGAAAAUGUCGAGUGGUUUGGCAAAGAGAAAGAUGGUGACGGUGCUAAGCAUUGACGGAGGUGGCAUUAGAGGCAUCAUCCCCGGCACAAUCCUCAGAUUUCUUGAAUCCAAGCUUCAGGAUUUGGAUGGUCCGACUGCAAGGCUUGCAGAUUAUUUUGACAUAAUCACCGGGACUAGCACCGGAGGUUUGGUCACCACCAUGCUUACAGCUCCCAACAAGGACAAUCGACCCAUGUAUGAAGCGAAGGACAUCAACAACUUCUACUUGGAACAAUCACCUAAGAUUUUCCCUCAAAAGAGCCGGAAUAACUUCUUGACGUCAAUUCAAAGUCUGGUUGGUGCUGUGUCGGGACCCAAAUAUGACGGGAAGUACCUGAGCAGUUUGACGACGGGGCUGCUUGGCGACCUCACUAUGAAACAAACUCUAACCAAUGUGAUCAUUCCUACGUUUGAUGUCAAACACCUUCAGCCUGUGAUUUUCUCCACCAUUGAUGCAAAAGAAAGUUCUUUGAAAAAUGCAAAGCUUUCGGAUAUCUGCAUCAGCACAUCUGCAGCUCCAACAUUUUUCCCUGCACACUACUUUGAGGUUACUGACAAUCAGGGAACAACUCGUACUUUUGAUCUUAUUGAUGGUGGAGUUGCUGCAAACAAUCCUACAAUGAUAGCCAUAAGUCACAUAAACAGAGAGAUGUUGAAGCACGACUCAGAACCACUGGAUGCUACUAGGUUGCUAGUGCUGUCAUUGGGCACCGGCUCCGCCAAGUCGGAAGGGAAGUACACCGCAGCCGAGGUCUCAAAAUGGGGUUUGAUCAAUUGGUUGUUUAACAACGGGAGCACACCUUUGGUUGACAUGUUCGGCGAUGCAAGUGCUGAUAUGGUUGACAUUCAUGUCUCCACUCUCUUCCAGUCCCUCAAUUGCAACGAUAACUACUUACGCAUUCAGGAUGAUAAUCUGGUUGGUGAGGAGGCAUCAGUGGACAUUUCAACGGAGAAGAAUCUGAAGAGGCUUGUGGAGAUCGGAAAUGCGCUGUUGAAGAAGCCAUUGUCAAGAUUGAAUCUCGAAACCGGUAGGUACGAGACAUCUGAGGGAGAAGGUACCAACGAAGAAGCACUGGUCGAGUUUGCCAAACGGCUCGCGGAGGGAAAGAAGCUCAGGCAAAAGAACUGAGAGACAGUCCCAUGUAAUAGUUUAAAGAAGAUGUUCUGGCUAUUGUAACAGAAUAUUUACAGUUCGUAUUCCUCGUGGAUUCAUAUUUGUUCUAUUUUAAAAUAAUGGAAGUAUUAAACUUCUAAACUAAUAAGAAUAUCUAUAUUGUUUCAUCAUUGAAACAAAUUAUCUCCAAAUUGUUCAUGGCUUUUGAAAAUAUGAAAGAAUGUACGUACGAGCUAGCAAACAUAUAGCUGGAUCGAUAAUUUUCUUGA